Molecule: messenger RNA, 1565 nt
Organism: Amorphotheca resinae ATCC 22711
Lineage: Eukaryota; Fungi; Ascomycota; Leotiomycetes; Helotiales; Amorphothecaceae
Exons: 1
Coding region: 24-1376 (450 amino acids)
Molecular function (GO): oxidoreductase activity
Source: RefSeq, a predicted model, not a curated record
AUCGCCAUAUCCAACACUCUCCGAUGCAGUGUUUACGCCUGAAGACGAGGUGGAAAUUCUCCAAUCCCUCGAGCAAGCAACCAUGUCUUCCAUUACCGAUACGGCGCGCUCUGCAACAACCGCGCUGCCCCGGCUCCCGCAAAUUCUCCUCGAGGCGCGCAGAGGAUCCCGACAACCAGCCUGAGCGGCCGGACGAGAGUUUCGAGCAACUCAUCGCGAGAUUUGGUCAUCCUGGGAAAUGGCCCAAAGACCAAAUAUUCAAAGCUUCAAAGAACGAGACCCUGACGAACGAGCUGGAGCGAUAUUAUUCUCGGGUUCAGAUCUUCCCCAUCCUUCCCUUGCCCUUUCGUGGACCCAUGCCCAGACUCCUCAUAACUUAUAAAGAGCCAAUGUCGAAGGAAACAAUUGGGCGCUGGCGGCGUGCUAUAUGGCUAUAUAGGAUUGCAUGGCUGGUUGGGAUUGGCUAUCUCAUCAAUACCUACAUUCUCUCCGACUCAACUAAUUCCAAAGGACAUGCAAUCUUCGACGCCCCAAGAUUCGUACCAUUCUCUAUCGUCGCCAGAGAAGAUGUCUCUCCCACAAGCUUUAUUCUCACCCUUCGACCCUCCCACGGUGUAAAACCAGGCGUGGAUCCAUAUGCGGAUGAGUGGGAUAAGGGGACCUGGUCUGUAGAAUUUAAACAACCACAGUUGCAAAUUGCUAGAUCAUAUACACCGUUACCACCAAACUCUGAUGUUCAAGACCCGGGUGACCUUCGAUUUCUUAUACGCAAAGAGCGGGGCGGAGAAGUGUCGAAUUACUUGGCUCGACUUCCUGUUGGUGGGAAGGUUGAAAUAAGGGGCCCGCAUCCAGAAAUCGACCUCCCAAGAGAUAUAACGGAUGUUGUAUUUUUGGCUGGUGGGACAGGUAUUGCUCCAGCAAUGCAAGUUGCAUAUACGCUGCUUGACAAGAGAACUGGAGAUGAGAGGCCAAGAAUACAUAUCGUGUGGGCAAAUCGGAAACGGGAGGAUUGUGUUGGGGGUGUGGACUCGUCUUCUGCGGGGAGUUUAACGGAAGAUCCACUUCAAUCAACUGGCACUAUUGUAAGGGAGUUACAGAUGAUGCAAAAUAGCCAUCCAGAGCACCUAAGCGUGGAUUAUCUUGUCGACGAGGAAGGGACCUUUCUAGAUCAAACGAAGAUAUCUGCGCUCACGACGGGGAUAUCACAGAGCAGUGCAAGCACUGGCUCGAAGCUCAUCUUUGUCUCUGGGCCAGAGGGCUUCAUCAAUGUCCUAGCCGGGCCGAAGAAAUGGGAGGACGGGGAGGAGAAGCAGGGAGAAGUGGGCGGGGUAAUUGGACGGAUGGGAGUAACGGACUGGAAAGUCUGGAAACUGUGAAGUUAAGUCUGGACGUCGUUCCUAUUUUACAUGUAUGAUAAAUAAUAUGUACAAUAUAUGUUCGCUAUGGUCACGGAGGGUAGAUGCCUUGGCUUCAGAUUCCCAGGAAGUCUGUAUCCAUCUCUUCAAGUAGCAUGCUGGGCGCAAGAAAUGAAUAACAAGCUCGUGAUGGGAAUGCCUUCAACUCGG